This is a messenger RNA of Henningerozyma blattae CBS 6284, 714 nucleotides long. RefSeq names its product dihydrofolate reductase (gene DFR1). The record is from RefSeq and is a predicted model, not a curated record. Lineage: Eukaryota; Fungi; Ascomycota; Saccharomycetes; Saccharomycetales; Saccharomycetaceae. The transcript has a single exon. The coding region runs from base 1 to 714 and encodes 237 amino acids. Gene Ontology annotation, cellular component: mitochondrion. Gene Ontology annotation, biological process: dihydrofolate metabolic process; tetrahydrofolate biosynthetic process; glycine biosynthetic process. Gene Ontology annotation, molecular function: NADP binding; dihydrofolate reductase activity.
AUGAACAAUCCCAAGAUUCCCGUAAUAAACGUCGUGGCAUGCUUGAUGCCAUCUUAUGGUAUCGGCUAUCAAGGUAAAUUACCUUGGCGCCUCAAACAAGAAAUGGCUUAUUUCAAACAAUUGACCACCAAUACAAGAGAUCCCACCAAACAAAAUGCAGUAGUAAUGGGCAGACGUACUUGGGAAUCUAUCCCAUCACGGUUCCGCCCACUUCCAUCCCGUCUUAAUGUUGUUGUGUCACGUGGUUUCGACACCUGGGCCACACGUCACGUGGACGAAUCGAACCCUCUAAGCACUUAUAUUGGGGCACCGGACUUACGUAGUGCUAUCACCACAUUACAACAAAGGGCUCAAGAACUACGAAUUGAACGUAUAUAUGUAAUGGGUGGUGCCCAAAUCUAUCAAGCUAUAGCAGAAUCAGGAUUAUUAGACCAUUGGCUUUUAACCGCUGUAUAUCCCCUAGAUGGCACUCCAGAACCACCAAUGGAUACAUGGCUCACUGCUCCAUCACCUGACCAUUAUAUAUUACAAACAAAUGAACAACAAGUACGUGAUUUCUUGCCGCCCAGCUUAGACCUUCUUAAACCCAACCCUAGCUCUGCCGAUAACCCUAUCACCAAACCUAAGAACAACCCUAACUGUGGGGUCUUUUUCGUACAUUCUGAAAAGGGUUACGCGUUCGGCAUCACACUAUACGACCGUCGUAGAAAUUAA